Messenger RNA from Mastomys coucha (southern multimammate mouse), 1304 nucleotides. RefSeq names its product splA/ryanodine receptor domain and SOCS box containing 2 (gene Spsb2). Lineage: Eukaryota; Metazoa; Chordata; Mammalia; Rodentia; Muridae. The transcript is spliced from 3 exons. Gene Ontology annotation, molecular function: protein binding. The record is from RefSeq and is a predicted model, not a curated record. Gene Ontology annotation, biological process: intracellular signal transduction; proteasome-mediated ubiquitin-dependent protein catabolic process. Gene Ontology annotation, cellular component: SCF ubiquitin ligase complex. The coding region runs from base 283 to 1077 and encodes 264 amino acids.
GGAUGGGGGGGAGGGUGGGGCACGCAGCUGUCAGGUGGCUUCGGAAAAAUAAACUGCUGAAGAGUCUGACGCCAGGGAGUCCUGGAGGGACAAGGGGUUACCCACUCAGAGUGUGCUCCCCAAAGCAUGCGCGCUUGUCCACAUCUGGAGUCAUCACAUAUUUUUUGCCUAGAUUCUUUGCAGCCGGUGGGGUCUCACGGCGGGGACGAUCCGGAGCUCAACUUUCAAAAGAGAGACGCCCCAGCAAGCCUGUUUUGAGAAGUUCUUCAGCUGCUCACCCUCAUGGGCCAGACGGCCCUGGCCAGGGGCAGCAGCAGCACCCCUACCUCGCAGGCUCUGUACUCUGACUUCUCUCCUCCCGAGGGCUUGGAAGAGCUCCUGUCUGCUCCCCCUCCUGACUUAGGGGCCCAACGGUGCCACGGCUGGAACCCCAAGGAUUGCUCCGAGAACAUCGAUGUCAAGGAAGGGGGUCUGUGCUUUGAGCGGCGCCCUGUGGCCCAGAGCACUGAUGGAGUCCGGGGAAAGCGGGGCUAUUCGAGAGGUCUGCAUGCCUGGGAGAUCAGCUGGCCCCUAGAGCAAAGGGGCACACACGCCGUGGUGGGCGUGGCCACCGCCCUCGCCCCGCUGCAGGCUGACCACUAUGCGGCGCUUUUGGGCAGCAACAGCGAGUCCUGGGGCUGGGAUAUUGGGCGGGGAAAAUUGUAUCAUCAGAGCAAGGGCCUCGAGGCCCCCCAGUACCCAGCCGGACCUCAGGGUGAGCAGCUAGUGGUGCCAGAGAGACUGUUGGUGGUUCUGGACAUGGAGGAGGGGACUCUGGGCUACUCUAUUGGGGGCACGUACCUGGGACCAGCCUUCCGUGGACUGAAAGGGAGGACCCUCUAUCCCUCUGUAAGUGCUGUCUGGGGCCAGUGCCAGGUCCGCAUCCGCUACCUGGGCGAAAGAAGAGCAGAGGAACCGCAGUCCCUUCUGCACCUGAGCCGCCUGUGUGUGCGCCACGCUCUGGGGGACAAGCGGCUGGCUCAAAUAUCCAGUCUGCCUUUGCCCCCGGCCAUGAAGCGCUACCUGCUCUACAAAUGACCCUGUAGCACAAAGGUGUGCUGGCAUCCUACCCUGGGGACAUGGUGGAGAGGUACCAAGGCACCGCUGGCCUAGACAACUUAAAACCAGGUGAAGCUGAGAAGAGGAGGCUGGACCCUUUCCCUCCCCUUCUCACAGGAGCAAGACACAGAAGUGAUACUAAAGGCUGUGGCAGCCUCAGACAAAAGAGGUUUUUGAAGUAAAAAAUUGAGAUGUUUGUCACAGAA